CAACAGUCUGACGGAAUCUCGUCAAGUGUCCCGUGUUGUUGCUGACGUUGAGGGAGGGAGAGUCGGUUAGUUGGUAGAAAAUUGGUGUUUUAGCAGGAAAAUAGCAAUGGAUACCCAGAAAUACACCCUCUCGUCACUCAAGCAGGACAUUGUGGAUAAUAAUUUGCACGUGAAGGCAAUAAUUCAGGACAUUCUCGCCUUUCGGGGCUCCCUGGUGGAUCUGGAGAAUCUCAAUGAGGCGGGCAGAGCAAAGAUAUCCGCCCUGCGGAAGUGCAUAGAGCGAUUGGACGACUGGGCGCGCGAUGAGGGUGAUCCUGAGGUGGCCAAAGAUGUGGAUUCGCACAGACAGCAGUUGACGAGGACUCUGCAGGCCUUCCGGAAGGCCAAUGUGUCCACGAUGCUGGAGAUCGAGAAGGCUGACAAGCAGGAACUGCUCACGCCGUCCGGAGAGAAUGAGCUGCGCCAGAGACAGACCCGCCUGAAUCGCUCGAGUCUCGUGUCACAGCAGGAGAGUGUGACGGACAAGAUGCUCUCCAUCUCCAGACACCUGUCCGAGACCACGCAGAAGAGCGCCGCCACGCUGGACACGCUCAUCGCCUCCUCGUCCACCGUGGAGGGCACGCGUGAUGAGCUGGUCAACACCGGCGGCACCAUCACGCAGUCCGGGAAGCUGCUCAACAAGUACGGCCGGCGCGAGUGCACGGACAAAAUCGUGCUGCUGUUCGCCUUCAUCUUCUUCCUGGCCUGCGUCUUCUACAUCGUCCAGAAGCGCCUCUUCUAAAGGCAUUCCGCUACUCCCUCUUCACCAGGUGAUCCGUCGCAAUUGGCGCAAUCACCAAUCAGUCCACGCGCACUGCAAAGAUAAUGGCAAAAGUCCGUUGAAAGUAGGAUUUCCAACAUUCUCUAUUGUGAUUUUACUGAAGGAUUUCGUAAUUGAAUAAACUUUUAAAUUAUUAUUCCGAAA
Phlebotomus argentipes is the source of this 964-nucleotide messenger RNA. Its product is annotated as vesicle transport protein SEC20-like. Lineage: Eukaryota; Metazoa; Arthropoda; Insecta; Diptera; Psychodidae. The transcript has 3 exons. The coding region runs from base 107 to 781 and encodes 224 amino acids. The record is from RefSeq and is a predicted model, not a curated record. Gene Ontology annotation, molecular function: SNAP receptor activity. Gene Ontology annotation, cellular component: endoplasmic reticulum; SNARE complex. Gene Ontology annotation, biological process: retrograde vesicle-mediated transport, Golgi to endoplasmic reticulum.